Messenger RNA from Drosophila sulfurigaster albostrigata, 1826 nucleotides. Its product is annotated as cystathionine beta-synthase-like. NCBI's taxonomy places the organism in Eukaryota, Metazoa, Arthropoda, Insecta, Diptera, Drosophilidae. Gene Ontology annotation, cellular component: cytoplasm. The coding region runs from base 164 to 1714 and encodes 516 amino acids. The record is from RefSeq and is a predicted model, not a curated record. Gene Ontology annotation, molecular function: cysteine synthase activity; cystathionine beta-synthase activity. The transcript has 4 exons.
UGGAGAAACAACAUCGUCGCGCGUAUCUAUCACGUGUAUUUGCUCUGAAGCGCACAUUGGUAAUUUAGUUCUUAUCUGGCACUGCUAGCGAGAACAUACUCAAGUGUUUGCCACCAUAAAAUUGAAACGUGUCUACGCACAUAAAACAAUAUAAAAUACAGUCAUGUCAGCGAAUAAGGGCUAUGUGCGUCCAGCGGAUUUCAUCGAUCCCGGCAAGCCUUCGAAGUGCACUUGGCAUCUGGGCACCAAGGAGCAGACGCCCCACACGCAACGUGGCAUCGCGCAUCGUCAGAAGAUUACCCCCGAUAUCCUGGAGGUGAUUGGCUGCACACCACUUGUCAAGCUCAACAACAUACCCGCCAAGGAGGGCAUUCAGUGCGAGAUGUAUGCCAAGUGCGAGUACCUGAAUCCAGGUGGCUCGGUGAAGGAUCGCAUCGGCUAUCGCAUGGUGCAGGAUGCCGAGGAGCAUGGUCUCCUGAAGCCAGGAUACACCAUCAUUGAGCCCACGUCGGGCAACACGGGCAUUGGCCUGGCCAUGGCUUGUGCCGUCAAGGGAUACAAGUGCAUCAUUGUCAUGCCCGAGAAGAUGUCCAACGAGAAGGUUUAUGCAUUGCGUGCUCUGGGUGCCAAGAUUAUACGCACGCCCACUGAGGCAGCCUAUGAUUCACCCGAAGGAUUAAUCUAUGUGGCCCAGCAGUUGCAGCGCCAGACUCCCAACUCGAUUGUGCUGGAUCAGUAUCGCAACGCGAGCAAUCCGUUGGCGCAUUAUGAUGGCACCGCUGCGGAGAUUCUGUGGCAGCUCGACAACAAGGUGGACAUGAUUGUGGUUUCGGCUGGAACAGCUGGCACCAUCAGUGGCAUUGGACGCAAGAUCAAGGAGCAGGCGCCCAAUUGUCAAGUGGUGGGCGUCGAUCCUUAUGGCUCCGUGUUGGCGCGUCCCGAGGAACUCAAUAAGACUGAUGUGCAAUUCUAUGAGGUGGAGGGCAUUGGCUACGACUUUCUGCCCACAGUAUUCGACUACAGCGUCGUGGACGUGUGGACCAAGAUCUGUGAUGCCGACUGCUUCCCCAUGAGUCGUCGCCUCAUUGCCGAGGAGGGUCUGCUCUGCGGUGGCUCAAGCGGUGGCGCCAUGCAUGCGGCCCUCGAAUAUGCCCGCACUUUGAAGGCUGGCCAGCGUUGUGUGGUCAUUCUGCCCGAUGGCAUUCGCAACUACAUGACCAAGUUUGUGUCCGACAACUGGAUGGAGGCACGUGGCUUCAAGCAGCCCGUCAACGAGCAUCGCCACUGGUGGUGGAGUGUGCCCAUCUCCCAGCUGCAGCUGCCCAGUCCUGUGGCCACGCUGCAGUCCAACACAACUGUGGGUGAGGCCAUCGCACUGAUGAAACAGCAUCGCGUGGAGCAGUUGCCCAUGGUUGACCAAGAAACUGGAAAUGUUUUGGGCGUCGUGGGUCAAGAGACGCUCAUCAAUCAGAUUGUCAGCAUGAAUAGGCAAUUGGAUGAUCCAGCUCUCAAAGCAAUAAAUAAGAAAGUCAUUCGUCUGGCUGAGACUGAGAUACUGGGCAAGCUGGCACGUGUGUUGGAGGUGGAUCCCAGUGUGCUGAUUAUCGAUGACAAGCAGAAGAUCUUGGCACUGGCAACCAAACUGGAUGUCACAUCGUACAUUGCGUCUGGCGCUGGCGCCAAGCAAAACGGCAACGGAGAUGUCAAGCAUUAAAAUUCUGCUGGGAUGCUUUUAACUUAAUGAUGAUAUAAUUAACCAGUGCAUUUACACAUAAUUUAACAUUUUAGUAAUUAAAUCUUGGACACAUUUUAUAUCGUAACAAAAA